AUGAAGGAUUCAGAGUUCAUCAACCUUCAGACGACAUGCGCUGGUCCCAUCUCCCCUGCACCUGCCGUCAAAACCAUCGUCGCCAUCGACGGAGUUGAAGAGAGUAUCGACAGGAUUGGAGAGAUACUAGAGGAGGCGCUCCGCAAGGCUCGACUCGGUCCUCGGCGCUUCCCGACAGCGGCCUCUUCCAGAAACAUGGCGGCGAGGUCUCCGACGCUUCCCGACAUCGGCCUCUUCCAGAAACAUGGCGACGACAGCGGUGCAUGGAACGAAGGGAGAACUGGAAUGGGGAGGUGGUGCCGGUGGAGACAGCGGCGAUGA
Messenger RNA from Triticum turgidum subsp. durum (durum wheat), 321 nucleotides. The record is from the annotation of a GenBank genome assembly. NCBI's taxonomy places the organism in Eukaryota, Viridiplantae, Streptophyta, Magnoliopsida, Poales, Poaceae.